ACUGUCAUAAUCGCAAAAUUUUACGCCCGAAAAUGCAAAUGCAAAUUGAAAAUCUAAAAUUGUUCAAAGUCUACCGACUGCCCACCCUCUAGCAUGGCGUGCCACACCAAAUUUAACGUGAACAAAAUCAAACUUGACGAGGAAUUGGCUAUCAAAGGUGCACACUUACUCGGCCCCAGUUUAGAGUCGAAAUUCGACGAGCUCCGGUAUGACAUCGUCAACAAGAUUGAGAAGGAGCUGGUGGACUCCCAAAACGCCCGCGAUUACAUCUCUCAGAAGUAUGACGAGCUGUGCAACAAGAUUCAGUAUUUGACAGAGUUGGACGCUACAGUGACUGGUUUCAGGAGUGACGUGAAGGCCAUAGAGAAGCAGAUAGCGGAGCUGUCGACCAGGGUGGACGACCUCGAAAAGCGGACCAUCUGCAAGGAGUGCCCGUCGCUCACAUCCUCCAUGUUUUGACGUGUCGUCAUCGUGAAUAUACGUUUGGG
This is a messenger RNA of Ostrinia furnacalis (Asian corn borer), 488 nucleotides long. RefSeq lists its product as uncharacterized. The transcript has 3 exons. The record is from RefSeq and is a predicted model, not a curated record. Bases 94 to 459 code for a protein of 121 amino acids. NCBI's taxonomy places the organism in Eukaryota, Metazoa, Arthropoda, Insecta, Lepidoptera, Crambidae.